UGUCAAUAGACUCUUAUUGAAUUCAGUCGCGACGCAUUGCUUUUGGGAAUAUAAAUAAGCUGACAUUGUUUGCGUUAGUUUUGAAGCAAAUAACACAAUUAAAAACAAACGGAUUAAUAUAUAGUUACAAACUACUCGAUGCGAACUUUCCAAGCGGCAGGAAGACGAAGUGACAUAAGCAGAUCGAAGCGAGUCAAGGUCAGCAAUGCUUGUCAACGUGGUCGCGCGCGGGAAACGCGCCUCGUGCUAGAGUGUCGUCUGGUGUUCGCGUCUCGUGCUAGAGUGUCGUCUGGUGUUCGGAAAAAUAAGCUACUUCGAUAGUUUCGGUUUUACCACUUUAUUAGACGUCUUUUGCCCGGCGCCAUGUCUUCGAGGUCGUCUGCGACGGGUACCAGCUGUCCACAGGACAACAUCCUGUGCUGCCCGGUGUGCAUGGACGUCUACAAGAGUCCCAGGAUGCUGCCCUGUCAGCACACGCUGUGCGAAACGUGCCUUCAUUCAUACAUCGUGAAUAAGUCGCGUGAACGCGUGCUCGUGUCGGACUUCCCGUGCCCGGUGUGCCGCGCGAGUACGCCGGCACCACGUGCCUUCACGAGGAUUGACACCUGGGCGUCGCUGUUCCCGCUCAACCAUCUGCUCGUCUCCCUGCUGGACUCCAGCUUUCAGGAACUCCUCGAGCGCGCCGAGACCUGCUCGAACGCCAGCGUCGCCGGGGACCGCUGCAGCGCGCAUGCGGGCAAACCCAUCGAGUUCUUCUGUACGGAGCACGGCGUGAAGAUCUGCAGCAAAUGCUUCAAGAACAACCACCGUCAGUGCGACGUUCUCGACAUCGAGGAACACGUGGAGCUGACGUCACGCUUCAACGUCGUAAAGAGCGACGUCGAAAACGUCUUAGAGUACCUGAACGAGGCUAUAACGCAGCUCCAGUCCAACAUCGACCAGCUGUGCUCGCAGAAAAGCAGCAUACUGGCCGAGGUGCAGGAGCUCCGCGGGAAAGUCGAGACCCUCUUCAACGCCAUCGAGAGCGAGAUUGUCAAUAACGUCAACGUGCAACAUGAUGGCGAGGUUGAAGCGUUGACGGCUCAGUGUGAGAAGUAUGAGCGAAUCAAGUCUCAGCUCGCCGCAUCGGAGAGGACGCUUACUGAUUUGCCAAUGGCUGGAAACGUAUCCGAGACGCUGGACCGUAUAACCGCCAUAGAACGCGACAUAAAGGAACACUUGGCGACGAUUCGAAGCUGCCACGCAGGCAUUCGGCAGAUAAAACUGGAGUUUUCCAUCGAUGGGCAGCUGAUUUCCUUCCUCAACUCGUUUACUCAGAUUGGCAAUAUUAACUCGAAUUACUUCGAGUCCAACCUCCCCGAUCCUCCAGAGCUGAACGCGCGUGACAACGCCGGAAGUGAGAAUUUCAUGCCCUCGACACGUGAUACGUCACGUGAUACAUCCAUGACAUCGGAAGACCUACAGCCUAGCAGUCCGCCGGUAAGGCACGUGUCUCCACGUGCGAUAUUUAUUUCCCGCUCGAACAUGUCAAGCACUUCUUCGAGCUCCUCUACCGCUACGACCACAGCAACCACUUCCUUCGCCAACAGCGCCAUCCAGUGCACCACAAGCCACAUUGAUGCAAACAUUCCCCCUCGCCAUUCCAAGGAACCAAAGCGCCCUAAAACCGUUCCGAUCGAAUCUAACGCCCCGACCCCAGUGGUCCGACCCAGGCCCGAGCGCCCCGGAACUCGGGACGGUAUUCCCAAUUUCAUACCGCGGUCCUGCUCAAGCCCGGUAACAAGUUCACUCGGUGCGAGCUCCAGCUCGAAUCCGUCAGAGAGUUCAACUGAUGGUAUUCAACAGCAAGCUUCCUGCAACGAAAACGUGGACGAUUCGACUCACGGCGCCGUUGCUUCAAAGUCCGUUGUUUGUUCAACCCUGAGUUCCUUGGGAGCGGCGGCGGUGACCGGCAGGAAACUGCUCGUGGAUAAACCGAAACACCGCGCAUGGCAGUACGUCAAUAUGGUAUCCGGCUCCGGCGUCGGCGAUAGUUCUUUACUGCGGAGGAAUUCCGAGAAGGGUGAUGCGGUCGACGACGCCGGUGUCGUCAAACAGCUAUUCCGACACAGAUCAUCGUCAGCGUCCGACGGCGAGCGUGAGCGAUUACCCGAGCAACCGUUCACCGUCGCAGACGACACGUUUGCAACGAGCGUCAAUGCUGCGACGUCGUCCUUCAACCAAAUUAUCAGGAGUUUCCAGAAUAAGCUAACGCCGACACAGCGAGAGACCGAAUCAGCGCCGGUUUACGAGAAUUCUGUUCUUGCCUCCGUCGCCUCACCGCCAACCAGCGAUCGCCAGUUUACCUUCACGUUACCAAAUACCACCGCGACGAUGAGCCUAAGUAACCCGAAACACUGCUCGCGCAUGAAGGAUAUCAACGUCCGAAUAGAAAGUGACGUGAGAGAGUGUACAAUAACCGGAUCCGUGGAAAUGGCUGACAGGCGUCUGGUUCUAAUCGAUUGUAACAACAGCAAAGUUAAGCUGUUUAACACCGAUAUUGCAUAUGUGGCACACCUGGACAUGACGAAAGAACCAUGGAACGUCGCGACCAUGUCACCCAACGAAAUUGCCGUCACUGUGCCUCUAGAAAAAACGAUCCACGUCGUCCGCGUCGCGUCCGCGUCCAUGAGCACGUUGCGUUGCAUUGCAACCCGCCGGGAAUGCUGGGGCGUCGCCUACAUCGACCGGAAGUUCAUCACCACCACAAAAGACGAUGGAAACCAGGUUUCGUUCCUCGAUGACAACGGAAGAGAGCUGCAGGUCGUGAAUUUCGCCUCUCGGGAAAACCCAAACAUUCUGCGACCGGUCUCGCUUUCUGUUUCAAACGACGGCGCCAUCGUUUACGUCUGCUGCGAGGGUCAGUCUGGAACUAAAGGGUCUCUUGUGCGCAUGUCCUCGCGAGGCGACGUUCUCUACGUCUUUGCAAACAAGGAUUUGGACAGGCCGUAUAGUGCUGCGCCCGACGCCAACAACGAGCACGUGUUCGUCACAGCAAUUCGGUCGGCUAACGUGCUUAUGCUCUCGGAGGGCGGGGCUUCGGUCCUGAGUCUUCUCACACGUAACAACGGACUGACACGCCCACAGCAUCUGCACGUGACGUCAUGGGACGGGAAGACGGUACUCAUAAUUACUGAACGCAGGUCUGACAAGGCAUUUGUUUACUGCGUGAAAUAAAAUCACAGUUUGUGUAAUUAGUUAAAUAAAAACAGUGAGUGAAAUACGCAAAAUAAGCACCGUGUUUUUGAACUACGUAACUAUAAAAAAUCACUACAUUGUCUUAGACAUUAAAUGAAUAUGUUUUGUUGACAUGUGUUCUUAUGUCCAUGUCAAUACAGUGUGUGUAUUUUGAUGUUUUGAAACGAUGCGGCAAUUCAUAUAACAAUUAAAAAGUACCCAUGAACAGCAACACAAACGUUUUGCUAAACAACCACGGGUUUCAAAAUGCAUUCCAGGCUAAUAAAAUGGCCGUUGGAAUUGCACUCAAAAACUAUUGUAGAUCUGAUGAAAUUCUGAUAUUUUUUCGGUGCCGAAUACUUUCUAAUGCCCCAGUUAGUUUGCGUUUUGUUCCACAGUUGACAUUGCAUACCAGUAUUUUUGUUUGUAAUGCCUUUUGUACGUUUUAUAGGAAUGUAACGAGAGAAGUUAAGAUCAAUGUUGUGUUUUUUGUGGUUUUUUUAAUUACGUCUGAUUAUGCUUCAUUUAAGGUUCUUUGUAAAUAAAAAUGUUAUAAAUAAAUGAAAAUGUUAUGUUCUACUAAUAAUGUCCAUUAGAUUUCUAUACGUGGGACCAGUAUGUUUUAGCGCAAGAUUGCUAGCUGUUUCAUUGGAUUUUCUCACAAUUUGACAUAGAAAAAUUUGAUCUGAAAUAAAAAUGAAAUACCAGGGGUAGUUACAGAUUAUGCCAAACCAUAUCUUGGUCAGCACUACACUACACUAUUGUGUUGGCUGUCAUGUUUGGUAUAGGGAUUGAUGUUUGGUUAUUGUGCCAUUGGUCUGUUUGUCUAUUGCAUGAUUGUAUUUUGUCACUGUACAUGAAAUAUGCACAAAAAUAAAAUAAAGACUUAAACCUUG
Dreissena polymorpha is the source of this 4112-nucleotide messenger RNA. RefSeq names its product RING finger protein nhl-1-like. The record is from RefSeq and is a predicted model, not a curated record. Bases 364 to 3216 code for a protein of 950 amino acids. Lineage: Eukaryota; Metazoa; Mollusca; Bivalvia; Myida; Dreissenidae. Gene Ontology annotation, molecular function: zinc ion binding. The transcript is spliced from 4 exons.